Messenger RNA from Polyodon spathula (Mississippi paddlefish), 1907 nucleotides. RefSeq lists its product as uncharacterized. The coding region runs from base 339 to 1253 and encodes 304 amino acids. The record is from RefSeq and is a predicted model, not a curated record. Lineage: Eukaryota; Metazoa; Chordata; Actinopteri; Acipenseriformes; Polyodontidae. The transcript is spliced from 6 exons.
CUCACUGAAGAGAACAGGAAAGCUUAGUCCCGCUCCUCCAAAGCAUCUCAGAACGUAUGUCUGAGUGACAAGAGAUAUUAUUGCUCUGUGCCGCUCCGUUACUUAACUGUGCAUACUACUUAUUAUUAGACAUUAACACUGGCUAUAUCUAGCCUCUCUCUUUUAUUAAUAUUGUCAGCCUAUAAGACGUUGCCAACCGUUUACCUCCGAGCAAAGAGGAAGUGCUUGAUGAAAACGAAAGUAGAUUCACCAUAGUUUGCUAUUGAUGAGACAGUAACGUUGUUGCUUGUAUUCAAAAAAGAAAACGUUCACCUUUGAAAACACUUCAUAACUGCAGUAUGGCCAUGGAAAUCCUCAAGUCAUCAAGGGAAGACCUUUGCAAGUGGCUGUCCGUUGAUCCAGAUUCAAUUAUUCACAAAGCGGAGGCUAUGAUAACUGUAAAGACAGACAAAGAAAUACAAAAACAAAGUGCAAACGAAAAGAAAAUCGACUGCCUUCUUGAAUUCAUAGUUGAAAAAGAAGAAAGAUGUCAGGAAUUCCUCAAUAUUCUGAGAAAAGUCCAGGACCUCUAUCCGCAGCUUAAAACGUUGUUUGGUGAAAGUGGGAAAGGAAAUGUUCAUCACUGUGUACAAGCGGAUGGAGGAAGCAUUGCCAUUGCCCCUUUUAUUCAAUCUUCUGCAGUGUCAGGCUUUAACAUGCCAGUGAAUAUAAAGAGUUCACAUGUCUGCUCCAGCAACAAGCCAAUGCCAUCCUCAGCUUCUGCUGAUAAAGGUAAAUCCAAAGGACAAAGUGGAACACAAUUUGAAGUACGUGCUACAGAUGGAAGUAAUGUAGUUGCCCCAGUUAUAAUGUCUGGGAAAGUGGAUGGAAUUUACAUGCCUAUUAAUAUAGACCAAUCCACUACCAGCUCCAGAAGGGGUGGCACAAGUAGAACAUCAGGACAAGAAAAGGUUAUAUCGAUAGAAGAAGCUGAUGCCUUAGUGCCAGACAAGAUGGCAUUCCUGAAGAGCAGCCUACCCAAUUUAGUUCAGAGAGUCAAAAAUAUAGGUCCACUCACUGACCAAAUUUUGGGGAACGGUUUCUCUAAUGAAAUGGUUUCCAAUAUAAGAUCUGUGAAACCUGAGGCAAAACAAAUGAGAACAAUCCUGGAGUACACAACUACAAAAUCUGUAGCCAGCAAGGUGUUUUAUGCUCUUUUGGAGGUUGAACCAUAUGUUAUGAAAGAAUUAGUGGAGGAUUACUCCAAAAAAUAGGUAUACUAUUUGAAAACCUUUCCAUAACGUGCAUUCUUGUAGAAAUAAUACUAUAGGUAAUGCCUGUAUCAAAGACCAGCUGUUUCAGGACAUCUGUUUUAAAAGACCAGUUUCCAGAUUUUUACAUAUGGAUCUCAUUAGAUUCUGUAUGAUGUAUUGAAGAAUUGUGCGAUUUAAAUUUGUUUAUCAUGGCAAACCAAGAACAUGCUUCGUGAGCUGAACUAUUUGAAUAAUUUGUAAUAAUAUAUAUGGAUUUUUAGAUCACUGUAAUGUCUUAAAUAAUGCUACAUGCUUUUUAAACAAAAGAAGGUGGCUACUGUUUCAGUAAAAAAAUUGUAACUGUACAAACGGCUUUUGGUGUAACUAAUUUCAGUAAUCACUGUUUUUUUUUUCUUUUGGAAAUUCAUAUACGGCAAAGAGUUUUGAAGUUUACAUGACUGUCAACAACAAAAUUAUAUUUUAAAAUUGCAACAAGGAAUUUCAAUGUAUUUAUUUAAUCAGGAUAAGAAACUGUUUGGUUGACCUCAGUACUGUAAACAACAAAGUAUGUGCUUUUACAGAUCACUGCCAGAAUAAAGUUGAACUCCCCAAUUUGAAGACUUUAUACAUUGUCCUCCAACAAGCAUUGGGCCUGUGUCAAUAGCUUGACCCCUG